Ctenopharyngodon idella (grass carp) is the source of this 10470-nucleotide messenger RNA. RefSeq names its product NACHT, LRR and PYD domains-containing protein 3-like. Lineage: Eukaryota; Metazoa; Chordata; Actinopteri; Cypriniformes; Xenocyprididae. The transcript is spliced from 9 exons. Bases 3220 to 6471 code for a protein of 1083 amino acids. The record is from RefSeq and is a predicted model, not a curated record. Gene Ontology annotation, molecular function: protein binding.
AGAUAGUUUUGAACACUGGCUGGUUAUGUACAUUCUCAGAAAUUGAUUUUGGAUAAUUUUUAACCAAAAAAAGUUACGGACAGCAGCUUUAAGCAAAAUAUUAAAAAAAAAUGGCCCAGGCUUCAGUAUAAAAACCCUGAACCCCAUAGACACAGUAUUUUUCUGUCACAAUAAUAAUAGCUUGAUAAAACCUAUCUAUCUAUCUAUCUAUCUAUAUAUAUAUAUAGAUAGAUAGUCCAGACCUCUGCUGGGAAGGAAAUAUAGAGACCGGACCUCUUGAAACUUUAACUGAAUACCCCUGCUCUAAAUGAAAUAUAUUCGUCCAAUGUAACCUGUGUCGAGUGCAUCCUUACAACACACAGUAGGUUAUAAACUCUGCAGAACAGCGACACUCCAGGACUGACGUUGCCUAUCCCUGAUAUAGAACAUUUAAUGGUCGCAGUAAUUAUUUAUUCAAAGGAAGUACCUACUCAGAAUGUCACACAUAGUUGCAGUAAGCAGACAAUGACGAAGAAGAUUAGGUUAAAAGUCUUUAAUAACAAACUCAGCAGGUUAAUCCAACAAACAUAAACAAUCACAUUCAACUGAUGCAUUAACGAGAAUGGACCACUAAACACUGAAAAGGCAGCAACUUAAAUACCAAGCAAAUGAGGGAAAUAAUGAUGAACACCUGUGAGAGGGAAUGAAUCACCAUGACAUAACAACAACAAAAUAAACAAAUGAGGGAGGGUGGAGUCUUAGGAGGAGGGCGAGGAGCUGGUGAAGGGCUGGUAAGAAGGAGCAGGCAGAGGGCUGGCAGACACAGGCAGGCAGACCGGCAGAGACUCCACAGAGGAACAGAUGGUGGGAGCAUCCAUGAAGCGAUGACGGGAGGAGUAGCCAGAUGUUGCAGACCCAGAGCACUGUGAAGACAUCAGCCCACGGUGGCGUCGAUAGAGGGAGGUGCCAAGGUGGAGACGUGGCUGACGGCAUCGGUGGGACGACCGAUGUAGACAGAGCCGAUCCCAAGGUCGAUGACGGAGAGCCGAUGGAAUUAAGUGACGCCGCUGGCACUGGAGGCCUAGGCGGAGCCGUGGCGAGGAGUGUCUGAGGUGGAACCAGAUCUCCCGAGGCCUGAGGUGCAGCCGGUGCGACUGAGGACCAAGGUGAAGCCGGGGAGAAGGAGGAUUCCACUGCAGCCGUAGGGGUGGAGCUCUGAAGCGCAGCGGGAAGCUCGCAAGUCUGUGGCGCAGGGGUGACGACUGACCAAGGGGGAGCCAGAGGGACGAGGGAACCCGGUGGAGCUGCAAGGCCAAGGGUCUCCGGUGGUGCCGAGGGUGGGGGGAGUCAAGGUGAAGCCGACAGGUCGACGGGCCGAGGUAGAGAUGAUCAGAGGCCGGAGGCUGAGCCAAAGGAUCCACUUGAUUUGGCGAGGCUGCUGAGUCCUGAGGCUUCACCGUACUGCAAGGUAACACAGGGGAAGACAAAGGGCUACAGGAGGACAGCUGAGGCAGGGCUGGUGGAGUGGCAAUGCUAAAUAGAGGAGGUGGGAGAGGGAGGUUAGGUGGGAUCACAGAUCACAGUUUAUACAGUGCAAUGAUUCAGUUUCUGUGCUGGGUUUAACCAGCGAUGAUGAAGAAAGGGCACAGAGAUCAGGGUGGGGUGGGGUGGGUGGCAGUAUUACAGUAUCCCAGUCUAUUAGCCAGUCCUCCCCAGUGUCAAUCUCCACCAGGAGCAGGCAGAGGGCUGGCAGACACAGGCAGGCAGACCGGCAGAGACUCCACAGAGGAACAGAUGGUGGGAGCAUCCAUGAAGCGAUGACGGGAGGAGUAGCCAGAUGUUGCAGACCCAGAGCACUGUGAAGACAUCAGCCCACGGUGGCGUCGAUAGAGGGAGGUGCCAAGGUGGAGACGUGGCUGACGACAUCGGUGGGACGACCGAUGUAGACAGAGCCGAUCCCAAGGUCGAUGACGGAGAGCCGAUGGAAUUAAGUGACGCCGCUGGCACUGGAGGCCUAGGCGGAGCCGUGGCGAGGAGUGUCUGAGGUGGAACCAGAUUUCCCGAGGCCUGAGGUGCAGCCGGUGCGACUGAGGACCAAGGUGAAGCCGGGGAGAAGGAGGAUUCCACUGCAGCCGUAGGGGUGGAGAUCUGAAGCGCAGCGGGAGGCUCGCAAGUCUGUGGCGCAGGGGUGACGACUGACCAAGGGGGAGCCAGAGGGACGAGGGAACCCAGUGGAGCUGCAAGGCCGAGGGUCUCCGGUGGCGCUGAGGGUGGGGGGAGUCAAGGUGGAGCCGACAGGUCGACGGGCCGAGGUAGAGAUGAUCAGAGGCCGGAGGCUGAGCCAAAGGAUCCACUUGAUUUGGCGAGGCUGCUGAGUCCUGAGGCUUCACCGUACUGCAAGGUAACACAGGGGAAGACAAAGGGCUACAGGAGGACAGCUGAGGCAGGGCUGGUGGAGUGGCAAUGCUAGAUAGAGGAGGUGGGAGAGGGAGGUUAGGUGGGAUCACAGAUCACAGUUUAUACAGUGCAAUGAUUCAGUUUCUGUGCUGGCUUUAACCAGCGAUGAUGAAGAAAGGGCACAGAGAUCAGGGUGGGGUGGGGUGGGGUGGUCUAUUAGCCAGUCCUCCCCAGUGUCAAUCUCCACCAAAAUUCCCUGUUGCCGGCUCACACCCCUGGUCAGACUCACAUUGGGGAAUCCUCUGCCCUCUUUUUGCCCACUGUGAUCCCGGAUCUGUUCGUUGAUGUAACUAUUCAGAGUCCAGCAGGGAUCACCGCGGAGCAUGAUGAAGUGGAGAUCUUCGUCCAAACCACACUGAAAUCCCUCCAUCAGACAGACGUCAUCUCAGGUGGCAUAAUGGCAGAUGUCUAGGAACUCCUCCACGUAACUGCCAUGCUGGAACAAAAACACUGUCGCUCCUCUCAGAAUUUUGUUGCCCCUCAUAGGGGCAACGUUAAUGGAAGCAAUUUCUAUUCUUGUUCUUUGGUCCGUUCUUAUGUCACGCAUAGUUGCAGUAAGCAGACGAUGAUGAAGAAGAUUAGGUUAAAAGUCUUUAAUAACAAACUCAGAAGGUUAAUCCAACAAACAUAAACAAUAACAUUCAACUGAUGCAUUAACAAGAACGGACCACUAAACACUGAAAAGGCAGCAACUUAAAUACCAAGCAAAUGAGGGAAAUAAUGAUGAACACCUGUGAGAGGAAAAAAUUAAUCACAAUGACAACUGAUAAGUGAGCGGGAAAAAUGAACAAAGGAAAACAAGAACUAAUUAAUAUUAACUAUGAAUAUAAAGAGUCUAUGAAGAUGAAAUUAAGACCAAAAUAUCUGAAUGUCUGUGACAGAGAGUAUGCGAUUUCAGUUGCAGCCUGUGUGUUUAACAGCACUUCAUGUAAAAUGAGUCUCGAUGAUCGGAGAAAGGAGGCGGUUUCUGUUCAGACACAUGAAGCAGCAUCUCCAGAACCCAGCUGUGUGUCUAUGAAGAGUGACAGAUCCAUGGACCCUCCCAUUAAACUCAGUGAUGGAGAACUGACCUCUGACCCUGAUACUGUCUGUAAAGUUAGUCUAUAUGAGCAGAGAAAGGAGGCGGUUUCUGUUCAGAUAUGUGAAGCAGCAUCUCCAGAACCCAGCUGUGUGUCUAUGAAGAGUGACAGAUCCAUGGACCCUCCCAUUAAAUUCAGUGAUGGAGCACCUGAUACUGCCUGUAAAAUGAGUCUCAUUGAGCAGAGAAAGAAGGUGGUUUCUGUUCAGAAACAUAAAGCAGCAUCUCCAGAACCUAGCUGUGUGUCUAUAAAGAGAUACAGAUCCAUGAAUGACCCUCCUGAACUCAGUGAUGGAGCAGUGACCUCUGACCCUGACACUGCCUGUAAAAUGAGUCUCUAUGAGGAGAGAGAGGAGGAGGAGGAUGUUCACACACAUAAAGCAGCAUCUGCAGAACCCAGCUGUGUGUCAAUGAAGAGUGACACAUCCAUGAGAAACCCCCCUCAUCUCAGUGAUGGAGCAAUGAUCUCUGACCCUAAAGUGAAGAGAGAUGAUGUGAUCAGAUUAGUGACGCCCCAUCUGAUCCGUACUGACUCCGACUGUCAGACCCUCAUCAGGCAGAGAGUCAAAGACCAACACAAAACCAGCAUGAAGAACAAAUAUGAGACCUUAUUUGAGGGAAUAAAACAACAAAAGAAUCAAACCCUCCUGAACAGGAUCUACACACAGCUGUACAUCAUAGAGGGAGAGAGUGAAGGGAUGAAUGAAGAACAUGAGGUUUUACAGAUGGAGAAAACAGCCAGAACACAAGACACUCCAAUCUACUGCAAUGACAUCUUUAAACCCUUACAUGAACCAGGAUGUGAGGAGAAAGACAAAAUCAAAACUGUCCUUACUAAAGGCAUAGCUGGAAUUGGAAAAACCAUCUCUGUGCAGAAGUUCAUUCUGGACUGGACUGAGGGAAAAGCCAAUCAGGAUGUAGAUUUUAUGUUUGUGCUUCCAUUUCGAGAGCUGAACUUGAUUAAAGAUCACCAGUGCAGUCUUUACAGACUUCUGCUGGACUUUCAUCCUGAACUUAAAGAUCUGGAAUCAAAGAUUUAUGAGGAAUGUAAUGUUGUGUUCAUUUUUGAUGGUCUGGAUGAAAGCAGAAUUACACUGACGUUUUCAGAUGAUGAGAAACUUUGUGAUGUGAAUGAGUCUUCAUCAGUGGGUGUGUUGAUGUCAAACCUCAUCAGAGGAGAGCUGCUACCCUCUGCUCUCAUUUGGAUCACCUCCAGACCAGCAGCAGCCAAUCAGAUCCCCUCAAAAUACAUCAACCGUGUGACAGAAAUUCAGGGAUUCAGUGAGUUGCAGAAGGAGGAAUAUUUCAGGAAGAAAAUCUGUGACGAGUAUCAAGCCAGCAGAAUCAUCUCACACAUUAGAAGAUCAAGAAGCCUCCAUAUCAUGUGUCACAUACCUGUCUUCUGCUGGAUCUCAGCCACUUUGCUUCAAAAACUCCUGAAACGUGAUGACAGUGCAGAAAUUCCUCAAACUCUGACUGAAAUGUACAUCCACUUACUGCUGACUCAGAUCAACAUGAGGAAUCAGAAGUAUAAUAAGAGAAAUCCAACAAAACGUUUGCAGUCCAACAGAGACGUGACUCUGAAGCUUGCUAAACUGGCUUUCAAUCAGCUGAUGAAGGGCAAUGUGAUGUUCUAUGAGGAGGACCUAAUUGAGAGUGGCAUAGACGUCACUGAAGCCUCAGUGUAUUCUGGGAUUUGCACUGAGAUCUUUAAGGAGGAAUCUGUGAUUCAUCAGAGGAAAGUCUACUGCUUCAUUCAUCUGAGCUUUCAGGAGUUUCUAGCUGCUUUCUAUGAGUUUUAUUCCCACAUAGUCAAGAAAAUGAAAUUACAGAAGUUAUUUCAAGAUAACCAAUAUCAGUUGUACAGUCAGGAUAUCUCUCUGUAUGAGUUUCUAAUAUCAGCAGUUGAUAAGUCCUUACAGAGUGAAAAUGGACAUCUGGAUCUCUUCCUGCGGUUCCUGCUGGGCAUCUCACUGGAGUCCAAUCAGAGACUCUUAAAGGAUCUACUGUUAUGCACAGUGAACAGAUCAGAGACCAUCAAGAGAAUCACACAGUACAUUAAAAUCAAAAUCAAAGGUGAAGAACGUCUCUCAGCUGACAGAUGCAUCAAUCUUUUCCUCUGUCUGCUGGAAAUGAAGGAUCAGACUCUGUACAGAGAGAUUCAGGAGUUUGUGAACUCAGAGAAUCACUCAGUGAAUCGACUUUCUCCGUCUCACUGCUCAACAAUCGCCUACAUGCUUCAGAUAUCAGAGGAGGUGCUGGAAGAGUUUGAUCUGAAGAAAUACAACACAUCAGAUGAGGGUAGAAAGAGACUGAUACCAGCUGUGGUGAACUGCAGAAAAGCUCUAUUUGCUGACUGUAAUCUCACUGGCCAGCUGUGUGAAAGUUUGUCUUUAUUUCUACAAUCAUCAAACUCAUCACUGAGAGAGCUGGACCUGAGUAACAAUGACCUGAAGGAUUCAGGAGUGAAGCUUCUGUCUGAUGGACUUAAGAGUUCACACUGUCAACUCAACAUACUGAGAUUGACACACUGUAAUCUCACUGGUCAGUGCUGUGAAAGUUUGUCUUCAUCUCUACAAUCAAACUUCUCACUGAGAGAGCUGGACCUGAGUAACAAUGACCUACAGGAUUCAGGAGUGAAGCUUCUGUCUGUUGGAAUGAAGAAAUCACACUGUCAACUCAACAUACUGAGAUUAUCUGGCUGUAUGGUGACAGAGGAAGGCUGUUGUUUUCUGGCUUCAGCUCUGAGUUCAAACACCUCACACCUGAGAGAGCUGGAUCUGAGCUACAAUUACCCAGGACAAUCAUUAGUCAAGCUGCUUUCAGAUCCAAACUACAGACUGGACAAACUCAAAAAUACCAUGGGACAUGUCCAGAAAACAGAGCGUGUGAACACAGUGGCCAAUCAGAGGUGUUUACAAAUCCACUCAACAGCGCUCAAAGCAUCACAUUUUUAAAAUUUCAGUACGGAAGUUGGUACUUUUGACAACUCUAGUAGGGAGCUUGGGUGGAGUCGACAGGGCAGGCAGCAAGGGAAGAGCCAACAAGGCAGGCUGGUCAGACUUGGCAAGACAGGAACCAGGGUGAAGAAGAGGAACCCCACAAAGAAGACUGUUCCAAGGGAAGCACGGCCAAUGUAGUGGGCACAGGGAAGACAAUUAUCUGGGACAGGAGCAGACUCUGGGAUGGCCUCUGUGGCUGACUUUGGGGACAUCAGGGCUGGAGCUGAGGAGGCCAGGAGGGAUGUGUGUGGCCGUAUUAGGGAGAGUGGGCUGCUUGAUGACGGCCUCCGUGGCCAUAUCAAGGAGAGUGGGCUGCUCGAUGAUGGCCUCUGGGGCAGCAGUGGUGGGUGGCAGACUGGUCCCAAGUCCGAAGAAGCCGUGUGCAUAUUCCAGGCAUGCAGGACAGCCAAAACAUAGAAGGCAAACCCAAGCCAUGUGCUUGAAAAAGACAUGAACACGCAGCUAAUGAGAACACUCAUAAGCCGCUUGUUCACACAAAACAUAACAUGAAAUCACAGCCAAUGAGACAAUGAGAAAGCGUGCGGCCAAAGAAAACACGAACCGCAUGCUUCACAGAACACAACACACGCAGACAGAAGAGCGCACGGCCCGAGUGAACUUGAAACCAAAUGCUCACACAACAAGACAGAGUGCACGAGAACGAGCGAAUGCUCAUUCUUUGCACUCACAGCAGAUGACAAACACAUGGAGCAUGAAUGUCCGAAUCCCGACACAGAACCGAAAUCAAACUAGACCAAAGUGCUGGGAUCUGAACACCACAUCCCGCACGCAAGACGACUCACAUGGACGGCCCGAGCGAACUCAGAACCGUAGCUCAACAUGACAGGACAAGACGACAGCAGUGUCAGAGCUCUGUCACAAAACCAAGAAUACUCAGACAGAAGUGACAGAACCCUGACUCCUGCACCUGGGAUGCAUCUAUUUCCCUCAAAUUAUUUGAACCAUAAAAAUAUAUAUAUAUUAUAUAUAUAUAUAUAUAUAUAUAUUUAUAUUAUUGAUAAAGAAUUAAUGACAAUAAUAAAUGAAUGGAUGACAAAAUGAUAUCAAUACAAAAAUUUCUGUUAAGGUUUUUUAUAGCCCGAGACAGUAAUGCGAACACCUCCUCAACUGGAUAAAACGUUUCCACUACGAGAGAAAGCGGCAGCCACGUGGUGAUUCCUUGUCACAUCCGCUGUGAAAGGGCCUUUAGUGUAGCAAAUAUAAGCAAAUUGUUAGGUUGAAUUGACUUUCAGUUAAAGUUAUAUUAACCCACAUAUUCUCUUUGGGGUCUGUACAGAACCCAUGUGAUGUUUCCCAUCAUUAAAAAACAGUUCCCCUUAUCUCAGUGACAUGAGAUUUUGUAACUUUUGUUACAUUAUGUCUAAACACACACAAAAAAAACUGGGCUUGAUUUGGUUGUUUUGAAGGUAUUUAAUAAAAAAAAAAAAAAUAAAUAAAUAAAAAAAAGUCACACUCAUGGUCUUCGCACUGAAAAUGAAUGGGAAAGGUGAAAAUUUAAGAGUUUUUUUAUUGUUCAUUUUUUUAUUAAAAUACAUCUGGCAGAAAUCUGAAAAUGUCAGCACAGAAAUGAAGGUCUGGUACUAGAACACAAAUGCAAUUUAGAACAGACAUGCUCACACACGCACAAGCACACAAGUGGGCCUGCUACAUAGAGCAUUUAUAUAGAAUUUGGCAAACAAAAUCACAAAUGCAGAUAUGAAGGGGUGAGAUGUAACAAAAAAAAAACAAAAAAAAAAAAACACAUGCAUACACACUAGGGCUGCACGAUUUAUCGCACGAUACAAAAAAUAACAUUGAAAUCGUGCUUAAAUGCGAUUCUCAGUGCGAUUAUGAAAUUGCAAAGGCUGUGAUUAUUUUUUUCAUGCGCAGCUUGUCAAUGAAGUAUGGCUCCAAAUGCUAAUCCAUCUGAAAGCACUGAGAGUUUGAGUCGCUUAUAAUGCACAUUUGAAAAAGCAACGCGCGUCUUUCCAGACAUUAGAAGCAUUUAUUAACAUCUUGUCCAACAAAAGACAACAUUUAUUAACGUUUUUACUCCAAACUCACUUCAUAACGACAGUUGAGCAUCCUUCUGUGAGAUGAAUAAGGCAGUCAUGUGUUUAUUAGUCAUGUUUAAACAAUCAAAGGGUAUCAAUCUUCUGUUUAUUCAGCUACAGCAAUAGUAUGAUGCCCAUAGGGAUUCCCUGGAAUGCCGCGUGUUAUCUACUUCUAAGGCAGGGCAUAUUUGCAGUUUCUGCGCAAGAGCGCCCUCUGGCUUUCAGAUGGAGAAGCACUUACUACUGAUCACAGAGCCAUACAGCUCUGACAAGGUGCGCAUAAAAUAAUGGCAACCUUUGCCAAAUUGGUUGUGAUAAAAUUUGCGAUAUAUCGCGAUAUAUCAUGCCGCCCUAACGCACACACAAACACUUUUGCAUGAACACAUGCACACACUUGUAUAUGUGGUUUACAGGGACUCUCCAUAGACGUAAUGGUUUUUAUACUGUACAAACUAUAUAUUCUAUCCCCCUACUCUACCCCUACCCCUAAUCCUACCCAUCACAGAAAACUAUCUGCAUUUUUUGAAUUUCAAAAAAAAAAAAAAAAAAAAAAAAAAAAAAAAAAAAAAAAAACAGUUCAGUAUGUUUUUUUUUUUAAGCCAUUUGGCUUACGAGGACACAGGAAGUGUCCUCAAUAACCAUGAUUACGUUGUAAUUCCCAUGUCAUUAUACACGUUUGUGUCGUCAUAAACCAUGUAUACAAGAACACACACACACACACACACACACCAAAACAAAUAAACAACUUUGCUAUUGCUACUGGUUGUAUUUACAGUUUUUAAUGUUUAUGUCUUUUUUUUGUUUUUUUGCUUUUUUACUUUUGGUUUAUUAAAAUAAAUAUAUUGUGAAUCUAAUCAUCUAAUCUGAGUUAAGUUUUUUUUUUGUGCAAAUUUAUAUGGCAUUAUUGCAAAGACAAACACUCCAGAAGUCCCCAAAAAGCAAAAACAAAUUCUAAACUUUCACAAAAAUACUUAUUUUAAUGCAUUUUAUUGUUAAAAAAAAAAAAAAAAAAAAAAAAAAAACUUGUCUUAUGAUCAGUUGGCCACAUCCAGAAAAAUGAAUGGAUCUCUAUUGCCCUCUGCUGGAUAAAUAUUGUCAAAACACUUUUUCUAAAACUGUAGUUAUUAAAACUUCUAACCAACAGAUGGCAGAAUUCUGCCUCCAACACAUAGAUCAAUAUCCAGAAACAACUUCUAUUUAAUUUAGAUCAUCAUGAGAGCUGGCCCGUCCCACAGGCGGUACAGGCGGUCGCCUAGGGCCCCGUCUUAUCUGGGGGGCCCCCACGGCCAUGAAAAUAUUAGCAUAAUCGGAGUGUCUAUUUACACUAAGUGCAAAUAGUCAAACUUGUUGGCAUGUGCAACAUCUGGUUGGGACAAAAGUAUAAAAACCGCUUGUGUCUCGUCAGUGAUAAUGGCGUAGGGAAUCAGGCAUUACAGAUACUUUUGAUGCAAAUCGUCCAGAGUUCGAAUCCGCCUUUUGCCGAAUUUGUUCUUCUCGCUUUUUCCAUCACAUAUAAGAUAGGAAAGGCAUUUAUUUUCAAUAAAUAUUCCAAUCAAAAAGAAGAUUUGUUCAUUAAUUGUUCAAUAAAGAACAAGUGAAUAAAUCCGAAAACAAACAUACACAGUAGCCUAAUACCGCCUGUGAUAUAGUGGGAGAACUCGAGUACUGUAAUUAUCACAGUAUUCAUAUACACAGAUUCUACCACACUUCUCUCCAAAAUGCUCAAGUUUGUUAGAAACGUGAAAAAUGUAUUUUAGUGGCGCACUUAGACUACUCUUUAUUAAUGCUUAAUUGCUUAUUAAGCAUUUUGUAUGACAAAAUGUGCUGUCAAGAAUAAAAAUUCCAAAUAUUCUAAUCUCUAUGGUAAUAUCGACUUAACUGAUGUGGAUAUAGAGUACCU